AUGCAAGAAAUUGGUUUGAUCGCAUUUUUGGACAUGAAUUGCUUAAGUUUUCAGAGACUUUGGGUUCUCUUUUCUAUUAUAUUAUUAUCUUUGAUUAUUGUCGGAAACGAAGCCAAUUCACAAGUUCAAGAAAAUCCAUCAAUUAAUUUAUCAGAAUCAGCAGUAGCUCAUUUACAAUGCCCUUACGUACGAGCACUUUCAGAACAAAAAAAGGAGAAAUUAGAAAAUGAAAGUAGUAAUAUAACAAAAACAAUUUUUUCGUAUCUUUUCCCCGGAAGUCCACGUGUAAAUUCCCUUCUUGGGACGCUUUACAUUUCUUCAAUACCUAAUUUCAUAUUGUAUUUCGUACCACCCGAUAUUAAACCUUCAUCAUUAAAUUCAUUGGUUAGUUUUGCAGUAGGAGGAUUAUUAGGGGACGUAUUUUUACAUCUAUUACCUCAUUCAUUCUUAGGAGAGAAUAACGAUGAAGUAGUUCAUUUUGUGCAGGUAGAAGAACAAAAAAAUGUUGUGAUUGGGUUGGCAAUUUUUGUGGGAUUGACCACAUUUUUUGUGAUUGAUAAAUUAAUGAGGGUCGCAAAUGGAGAAGGUCAUUCACACGCACAUUAUGAGAAGGAACAUGAACAUGAUGAACUUCAACGCGAUAGUACAGGUAAAACAACAGCCAUAAAAGAUAAUUCAUCGCUUCGAAAGCGAUCAUCCACUAACGAAACCACGUUUCGUGAAGAAAAAAUACCUUCUAAUCAACCAUCAAACAGUAUAAAAUUAUCGGCAUAUCUUAAUCUCAUAGCAGAUGCCACACAUAAUUUUACUGAUGGAUUAGCGAUGGCUGCAUCAUUUUACACAUCACCAAGCAUCGGAGCAACUACAACCGUAGCUGUUUUUUUUCAUGAAAUACCUCAUGAGAUUGGUGAUUACGCAAUAUUGAUUCAAAGUGGGUUCACUAAGAGGCGUGCUAUGCUUUCUCAAUUCAUAACAGCCAUUGGAGCUUUUCUCGGGACUUUAGCUGGUAUUGCUAUUGAAGAAUAUAGUAGAGGAGAACAUCAUAUUAAUAAUAGUAACGCUACUGUUAAUAAAGUUGAUGGAAUUUUAGGUACAGGUGUUGUGCUUGGUGAUUUAGUUAUACCGUUUACUGCCGGUGGAUUUUUAUAUAUUGCAACUGUUGGUGUUAUUCCUGAAUUAUUAAAUGUUACUGGAAAUUUAUCUCGGGAUAUAAAACAAGCGGCAACUGAAUUUUUUACUAUGUUUAUUGGUGUUUCUAUGAUGGCGAUUAUUGCUUGGAAUGAAGGUGCAUGA
Molecule: messenger RNA, 1293 nt
Organism: Funneliformis mosseae
Lineage: Eukaryota; Fungi; Glomeromycota; Glomeromycetes; Glomerales; Glomeraceae
Source: the annotation of a GenBank genome assembly